Cyprinus carpio (common carp) is the source of this 4601-nucleotide messenger RNA. RefSeq names its product protein associated with LIN7 2, MAGUK p55 family member a (gene pals2a). Gene Ontology annotation, cellular component: plasma membrane; cell-cell junction. The record is from RefSeq and is a predicted model, not a curated record. Gene Ontology annotation, molecular function: protein binding. Lineage: Eukaryota; Metazoa; Chordata; Actinopteri; Cypriniformes; Cyprinidae.
GCGGGUCCGAACGUCCUGACUGACAUAUAGAGCACUAGAGAGGAUAAGUGUCUUGUUCUGUCUGCUUGGGAAAUUCAUGGGGCUUUAAAUUUUUCACCGGGACACAGGUCCACCCAGGGGGGUCAGUGAGGUUUUCUGUCUUCAUGAGCUCCAGAUGAGAAGAGGCUGAGCAGAGGUUCUGUGAACUGCCCUGAAAUUAAUUUUGCAGGUGCUUGGUUCUCAUUGCUAUUGAAGACAAAUUUUGUCUUAGCCGUGAACUUGCCCUGCAAUAUAGGAAUAAUGACUGUUGCCAAUGCCAAAUCUGGCACAGCCAUGCAGCAGGUGCUGGAUAACCUCAAGGAGCUGCCGCCUUCAACAGGAGCCAAAGACAUCGACCUCAUCUUCCUCCGUGGCAUUAUGGAGAGUCCCAUAGUUCGUUCCCUUGCUAAGGCUCACGAGCGAUUGGAGGAUGUUAAGCUGGAGGCGGUGCAAAGUAAUAACGUGGAGCUAGUGAGUGAGAUCCUGUCUGAUAUGAGCAGUCUGACCACUCAUGAUGAAAGUGCAGCAGAACUCUGUAAGAUCCUGAAGGAACCGCACUUCCAGUCCCUGUUAGAAGCUCACGACAAGGUGGCCUCUAAGUCAUAUGAAGCUCCUCCCACCAGCACCAAUUCCACCAGCAUGGCCAGCUCAUCCCUCAUGCCGGCUGACACGGUUCGCAUGAUCAGCAUCCAGAAGAAGGCUGGAGAGCCUCUGGGUGUAACAUUCCGGGUGGAGGAUGGCGACCUUGUCAUCGCGCGUGUUAUGCACGGCAGCAUGAUUGACAGGCAAGGAAUGCUGCAUGCAGGUGAUGUCAUCCGAGAGGUGAACGGCCGAGAGGUGGGCAAAGACCCCAUGGCAUUACAGCACAUGCUGAGGGACUGCAAUGGAAGCAUCACACUCAAAAUCCUGCCCAGCUACAGGGACACACCUCCGCCCGCACAGGUGUAUCUGAAGCCACAUUUCAACUACAAUCCUGACACGGAUAAUCUGAUCCCUUGUAAAGAGGCUGGUUUGGCUUUCUCUAAAGGAGACAUUCUGCAUAUAGUGAACAAGGAGGACCCCAACUGGUGGCAAGCAUGUAAUAUAAAUGGAGGCCGCACUGGUUUGAUCCCCAGUCAGUUUCUUGAGGAAAAGAGGAAGGCAUUUGUGAGGAGAGAUCUGGAUGGAUCAGGAAUCCUCUGCGGGACAUUAACUGGAAAAAAGAAGAAAAAGAAAAUGAUGUACUUGACAGCGAAAAAUGCAGAAUUUGACCGCCAUGAAUUACAGAUCUAUGAGGAAGUUGCAAAGAUGCCUCCAUUCCAGAGAAAAACUCUUGUGCUGAUUGGUGCACAAGGAGUGGGUCGCCGAAGCCUCAAGAACCGCCUGAUUGUGUUAAACCCGCUGCAAUAUGGAACUACUGUACCUUUCACUUCUCGGCAUCCACGUGAUGAUGAAAAGGACGGCCAGUCAUACUGCUUUGUGUCCCGGGAGGAGAUGGAGAUGGACAUCAAGGCAAGCCGCUACCUUGAACAUGGAGAAUAUGACGGCAAUCUAUAUGGAACCAAAAUCGACUCUAUCCAUGAAGUCGUUCGUACAGGACGCACUUGCAUACUGGACAUCAACCCACAGGCGCUAAAGGUACUGAAGACAUCAGAGUUCAUGCCAUUCGUGGUUUUCAUCGCUGCCCCAGAGCUCGACACACUACGGGACAUGCACAAAGCUGUGGUGGAUGCUGGGAUCACAACCAAGCUACUGACGGAAACGGACCUAAAGAAAACAGUGGACGAAAGUGCCAGGAUCAAGCGGGCGUACAAUCACUACUUUGAUCUGACUAUAGUUAAUGACAAUCUGGACAAGGCCUUUGAGAAACUGCAGGCAGCUGUGGAGCAGCUGAGCACACAACCACAGUGGGUCCCUGUGAACUGGGUUUACUGAGACGUACAGCGGUCCAAACACCCCAUCAUCAUCAUCAUCUUCAUCAUCAUCAUCAUCAUCAUCAUCUGUGGCACAGAACACAAGUUCACACUGAACGGACCCAGCAGUCACUAUGCAAAUGUACACUAGCCAUCCAGUCACGACAGACAUAAGGGAAGUGUACUUAUUUAUUAAUGUUAUUUUAUUUUCUACUGACUAAACUUAAAAACUUGGAGGGAAAAGCAAAUAGGAUUUUUUUGAAUGGCUUGUCAUUAAAAUAGUGAUUAACAAUUUUCCAAAUAAGCAUAAGCUUCAUUACAGUAUUUAAAGCAGGGGGCUGUUUUCUUGCUGUAAUUUUAGUGUUACAAAUGUUGGUUUACAGUGCAGGCUUCAUCUCAUUUCUUCAUCUGUCAUACAGUUCAAUCACUACAGUAUGUCAAGCAGCUUUAGUUUAUCCAGCUUUAAACUUAAGAUCUUUAUAAGUGUCAUCCUCUUUCCUUUCAGUUCAAUUCAAGGAAGCCAAAUGUAACUUUUACAAUAGCACUUUAUUUUACAGUCCUGUUAUGUAUGUACUGUAAUAACUAGGUACUAAUCCUGAACCUAAACUUAGCCCAGAGUAUACUUCAGUUUUGACGCGAACGCUUAAAGGGGUCGUUUACUAAAAAAAAAAAAAAAAAUCAUUUACUUACCCUCACGUAGUUUCAAACCUGUCUGAGUUUCUUUCCACUGCUGAACAUAAAAAGGUAUUUUGAAGAAUGUGGGUAACUAACCAAACAGUUGUAUGGUUACCCAGAUAGUAUGGAAAAAAUACUAUGAAAGUCAAAGGGGACCAGAAACCAUUUGGUUAGCCACAUUCUUUAAAAUGUCAUUUUGUGUUUAGCAGAAGAAAGAGUUUGGAACAACUUUAGGGUGAGUAAAUGAUGACAUAAUUUUAACUUUUGUGAACUCCUGCUUCAUUGCGUCAUCCAUCCAGGUUUUUUUUUUUUUUUUUUUUUCUUUUUUCUACUUUUCUACAUUUCUAUUGAAAUGAUGGGCCGGUUCAGUGUUUCCACCUUGUGGACAAACCAAUUAGUGUGGAAAAAAGUAUCAAGACACAUGCUGUUCCCAAAAUCGAAUACUUCCCUACUACAUAGUAUGCAAAAAACAAUAGUGUGCAUUCGAUGGACACUUUACUAUCCCAUGAGGCCACGGCAGACAAUUUAUGAAUGGACAGAUGCCGGUAGGUCACACAUGGCAGAUGUAGUAUGUUUGAAUUUCGUUCAUACUACCUGUACUCAUACUAUAUAGAACAUUAAUUUUUUUUUUUUUUUUUUUUUUUUUUACUGUUGCAAAGUAAAUUCAAAUGUAAUACCUAUUACAGCGAUUUCAGAUGCACCGAGAGCUUGAUCUCUGCAAAACGAAAGUAAACAUUUUCUAACAGGUGGGUGUUUUUAAAUAAUGCAAUGAAAAUGAUGCCCCUUACCUGACCCCACCCCUAAACAUGGCAGCAAAUCAGGUAACACUGUUUAAAACGGCCUCAUUUUGGCCUUGCCCACUGAUCUGGUAACCCAUUACUGUCCUGUAGAGACCUAUAUUUGGACAGAGAACAGCGUACAGUACAUGAGUACUAUGCUUAUGACGAAAUUUACAUCACAUGCACGGUGUAAAAAUCUACACUUCAGUUUUAACGUUAAUGCUUAGCUUAUGCAUAGGGCAGUACGCACUAUAAAAUUUCAUUCUUGUCCAGCAUCUGCACCAAUUCUGAUAAAAAUGUCUUUGUACUCUUGUUAAAUUAGUUGCAUUUGUCUCUUAACCACCUUACACAAACACUUGUCACUGCAGGUGUUUAUUGUUAUUGUGGUCUACAGUAAUUUGUUGUUUUGUCUCAUUCAUUUCUUUUUCGACUUGAAACAACAUCCCAGGCCACUAAUCAGUGCAAAAAAAUUUAAAGGCGCAUGUAGGAGCUGAGCGUAAAAGUACUGCAUAAUAGGUACAUAAUAGUACUGCACUCUAGGCUUAAGGGACAGUUUACACAGAACAAGUUUGUGUGUUCCAUUGCACUGUUUUUUUUGUUUUGUUUUAAUAUUCAUGUUUCGGUACUUUUAAGUGUCUUAUCUUGUGAAUUAAAAAUAAAAAUGUUCCUUUUUCUUUUCAUUCAUGGAUGCUGCACCUCUGCAUCUGGAGAUCUUUGUGCAGCACCUGUAGUUUUUAAAAGCAAGAGCCUGUUCUGUGUGAACAGCCCUUAAACCUAACCUUAACUCAAGUCCAAGUUACCUUACAUUAUAUUACCUUAUAUUAAGUGCAUGUACUAUAAAAUAAAGUGCAUCCAGUAUCAUGGUUUUAAUUUUAUCAUUGCAGAUUUAUGAGCUAAAAUCAUUGUGUUGCUUGUAUGUCCUAGUAUACAGAAUCAGCACUGUAUUUAGCUAAAUGCCUUUUUCACAGGCACAAAAUCACAUUCAAACAUGGAAUAUAGACCAAGUGUGUCGUGAUCACAAGCCACCUGGCCUCACAGAUUCACAACCUGUCCUCUAGCUGUAUGUAGUGAUGUACCUCUGUCUCUGGUGUCUUGCUCCAGUGUCUUUUUCAAGGCUUUGUAACUGAUUUUUAUCCAGCUUGUGUAUUCACUUGAAAAUUCUAUAUUUUGCAAUACAGAGAGUUGUAUUUUGUGAAAUUAAACAGCUGUCUAAUAAAUUAAUCUUAAUUUUGGAUCA